GGCCGGGUGGGCUUCGGCUCCGGUGUUAGCCAACUCUCGCUCCCCGCCUCUCUCCCCUCCCCUGCUGCCACGGGUCCGCGCCGAAGGGCCUGGGAAGGGUGAGGGGCGUCGGAGCCCGGGUCGGGGGCAGAGCAGAGCCGGGCCCGCCGUACCCCGCCCUCCGCCGCUGCUCGGUCCCCGCUCGCCUGCCGGACCCGGGCGCCCGGUCUCCCCGACGGCCCCGCGCUCCGCCGCCCUCCGCCAGGGAGCGCCCGCCGCGCGGCGCCCGGACGCGAGGGAAUCCCGCCAGCCGCGGCCCCGCCGGGACGGCUCGCUCGCCCUCCUGACCACCCGUGCUGCCCGCGCCUCCCCGGCACUCGGGGUUGCGGGCGCGGGGCAGAGGCGGCGGGCCGGCUUCCCGGUCUCGCGCGGCGGCCGCCCCGACUCCGCCCGUGUGAAAAGUCAGCCUUCGCGCCGCCGUCCCGGAGUUCCCAGCCGUGCGGAGCGGGCGCCCUCUCCAUUGUUUGCAGUGUAAUUUGCUGUUGCUGAUUUUGGCUGUGGGCGAAAAUAGCUCUCAGAGCAAGCAGCAGAGACGAGCCCUGUGGUGCUUCGAGAUGAAGACGGAGGCCGCAGCCUGAGCGCCGGUCCCUCCCGGGAGCGGACGCCCCCGUCGGCUCGGGAAGGUUGGGGGGGGGGGGACCUUGGCUCUCCUGGGCAGUUCGGCCCUCGGCGUGUCGUCCUCCCGUUGAGAAACCGCAGGUCCUCCACCCUGGCACUUGUUCUGGCGGAGGAACCUGGAGUUGUGCUUUGCUAACUACUCGUUCGAGAUCGCAGCAUUUGAGUGUCAGCCUCCCUGUAUGAAGUCCACAGGUAGAGCGACAUGACAUGAACACCCUAAGCCUGCCCCUGAACAUUCGCCGAGGGGGGUCCGACACCAACCUCAACUUUGACGUACCGGAUGGCAUCCUGGACUUCCACAAGGUCAAACUCAGUGCGGACAGCCUGAAACAAAAAAUUCUCAAGGUGACAGAGCAGAUCAAGAUCGAGCAGACGUCCCGCGACGGCAAUGUUGCAGAGUAUCUGAAACUAGUCAACAGUGCAGACAAGCAGCAGGCGGGCCGCAUCAAGCAAGUCUUUGAGAAGAAGAAUCAGAAGUCCGCUCACUCCAUUGCCCAGCUUCAGAAGAAGUUAGAACAGUAUCAUAGAAAGCUCAGGGAGAUCGAGCAGAAUGGAGCCUCCAGGAGCGCAAAGGACAUUGCCAAAGACAACCUGAAGGACGUGCCGCACUCCCUGAAAGAUGCCCACGCGAAGUCUCGAACUGCUCCCCACGGCACGGAGUGCGGGAAAUCGGGCAUGCCGGGCGUGUCCCUCACCCCGCCCGUGUUCGUCUUCAAUAAGUCCAGGGAGUUUGCCAACCUGAUCCGGAAUAAGUUUGGCAGCGCCGAUAACAUCGCUCACUUAAAAAAUUCCCUGGAGGAAUUCAGGCCUGAAGGGAGUCCGCGGGCCUAUGGGGGCAGCGCCACCAUUGUGAACAAACCCAAGUACGGCAGUGAUGACGAGUGUUCGAGUGGCACGUCGGGCUCCGCCGACAGUAACGGGAACCAGUCCUUCGGGGCCAGCGGAGCCGGCACGCUGGACAGCCAGGGCAAGCUCACCAUGAUCCUGGAGGAGCUGAGGGAGAUCAAGGACACCCAGGCACAGCUGGCCGAGGACAUCGAGGCGCUGAAGGUGCAGUUUAAGAGAGAAUACGGUUUUAUUUCUCAGACGCUGCAAGAGGAAAGAUACAGGUACGAGCGACUGGAAGACCAGCUGCACGACCUGACGGAUCUGCAUCAGCACGAGACAGCCAACCUGAAGCAGGAGCUGGCCAGUAUCGAGGAGAAGGUGGCCUACCAGGCCUAUGAGCGCUCACGGGACAUCCAGGAAGCCUUGGAAUCCUGCCAGACUCGCAUUUCUAAGCUGGAGCUCCACCAGCAAGAGCAGCAAGUCCUGCAGACAGACACCGUGAAUGCCAAAGUGCUCCUGGGGAGGUGCAUAAACGUGAUCCUGGCCUUCAUGACUGUCAUCCUAGUUUGUGUGUCUACCAUUGCCAAGUUUGUCUCGCCCAUGAUGAAGAGCCGCUUCCACAUUCUCGGCACUUUCUUCGCCGUGACUCUUCUUGCGAUAUUUUGUAAAAACUGGGACCAUAUUCUGUGUGCCCUAGAAAGGAUCCUAAUACCCAGAUGAAGCCGCGGGUUCCUGUCUUCAGGUUCUUUCAGAUUUAUGUUUUAAAGAAAACUGUGCAUUCUACCAAAUUUUCAAAUGAACGGGGUUGUGCUGACUAGAGGUGACCAGGCCUGGGCUGUGCAUUGUAAAUAACUACAGUUCCCUUCACACGGUAGUACUUGCCGGCUCAGUCCCCAUCCUUAGCGAAUGUGAAUCUGUUUCAGAGCUCUCCCCACGUCGCUCACUGCCUUAAUCACACCAGAUCUUCUGCCCACCUGACUAGCCCAGCAUGGCCAGCCUCUGGUUAUUGAGCAUUUGACAUAAUUAAUGAUCCAGAAGAAAAGGGAUUUUAAGUCUCUGUCUCUUAAGUCUCUAUCACAGUUGAGCUUCACUGUUGCUUGUGGUUGCAUUUUUUUCCCUGAGUCCUGUUAGCAGCAAGGAUGUAGCAGGACUUGGGGAGGGGAAGUACACGCAUUGGCCACGGUGAACCCUCGUGGCUUUUGAAAGUACAGAAAAUCCUGUGUCAUCCAGUCCACUUGUCCAGAGGACCCUAGGCCCCACCUGUUCCCAGUGUCCAUAGCGGUCAGUCGUGCGUGACUCACAAGUAACACGGAAAUCUUACGACACGCCUGUUGAUCCGUCAGACGUCUAACUUAGAUGUUGUCUUGCACUUUAAAUGGUAAGAUGCGAAGAUUUAUGAGUGGGGCUUUCACCUUCUAACAUCCAGGGAGCCACACGUUGAUUUUAUCUGAAGUGGCCGUUGAAUGCCUUGCCUUCAAGCAUGUAGAAAUUCUUCCAAAUCCCACAUCAAGCCAUGGCUUGAACAUCAGGGUCCAGUAAGCACUACUCUGGAGGUUUGUAUUUCAGCACAUCUUAAUUGUGAUAGACCCCCUGUGAGGACGUGAUUCACUCUAUUCCCUGGCUUGCGAGGGAUCGCAAAUCUCACUCCACAAAUGAAAACAAAUGAUGCUCGUGUCGUGGGGUUUUUGUUUUUCUUUAAGACAACAGAAUUGUACUUUUAUAAAGCGAAAGUGCUCUGAGGUAGGAGCUCUGGAAGCAGGAGGGAAAUAGGAUGUGUGGUCUAAUGGGGUGGCAGUCGGAUCAGGGGGAGCAGUCGACCUGGAUGGAGACUGAGAAGGUCCUCUUAUGACCCUGUGAGACCAGCCGGAAUCACAUAGAUUGAUCCAGUGUCCAAGCGAAGGCUGUCUGUCACCUCUCGGGAUCUUCCUGGAGACAAGGGCCCAGGUAAUAGAGGGGCCGCGCUUCUUCCCCUGAGGUGAAAACAUUCAGAAGUUAAUAUCCUCAACCUGUUUGAGGGAUUCUACUCACUACUUUCAGCCCAGAUGAUACUCCCCUUUAAAUCUCUUUCUCUCUGUACCUACUGAAAAUGAAGUUAGAAGAUUUUAAUGGAAACGGCUGUUCAGUCCUGCCUCCUGCCAUCCGCUCUGUUCUCUGAAGGCGUAAAGAUGUAUGUUAGUGUACAUUUUCUUCCAGAAAACAUCAAAUCGCCUGGAUUUAAAUUAAGUGCAAUAUUUUGCGAACAGCUGCUCUUGGGGAAAUCUCCUGAAAAAAAAAAAAAUGUGACAGUGCGCCAUGGUUUGAGAGAGUGGAACAGUCAAGCAUUUGGUACAAGUCCAGCGUGUGUGAGACUUAGACAACUCAAGCUUUCUUCUUUUAACUUGACAGUUCAGUGGUUUUAGUAAAUUCACAAACUUCUUCGACUGUCCCCACUAUCUAAUUCUGGACUCAAGCUUCUUAAAAACAGUGACGAUCAUUUUGUGAAAUCUUUGGCUGUUAAGCAUCUUGGAUUCAGGGAAGACGGAGUCAGCAGCCCUACCCCCAUCUCAUGGCUGUGUCCCCUUUCACCAUCAGACUCGCCCUUGUUCUGCCAAGUUGGCUGUAAACACACUGUGAUCCAUCAAACCCUGGGGACAGAAAAGAGUUCCAGAUCCAGGGAUGGGAGGGAGAAAGAACGGUGUGCUUUCUUUUGCUUCUGUAUUUUAACGGCCAGCAUUCUCGAGACUUCACCUGUGGGUGUCCGUCUCCAUUCGGCUGAGGGCUGGAUGCAGCUUCCACCCCUGGGUCCUGGUGGGCACCUCUCAAUUUCUGCGCCUCUUUCUGAGGCACUUUGCAUAUGCCAGAGGUUGUGGCGGAAGUAGAUACUGCUGUUAUUUUUUUACAGAGAGGGAGAGAGAUUUCUAGCCCUUUGAGGUUACGGGUUGCAGGGGAGGACCCAGGACGUGGGCCUGCUUCACUGGCCACCACGCUCCACUCGACAUUCGCUUUGACGCUUCCCAGACCUGCAUCCGCGUGUCUCCUCUCCGCUGCAGAAGUAGGGGAGGAAAUGGAAAGCCACACACUCCGCCCCUCCGCCCCCUCCAGUCUGGAGCUGUUAACAGAAGCGGCUAGAAACUGGCUCUGCUCUGAAAUCUAGGGUCUAAAUCAUCCCAUUGAUCAUGCCUUCUUUUGCGCAGAAUCUGUAUGUCCACCAGUUCUCGUUAGAUGUCAGAUAACUUUGUUUUCACUUGGGUAUGCUCAACCUACAUGGCAUGCUUAUUUUAGAGUCUUGUUGAAAGUUCAUGAAGCUUUUUAAUAAGUUGAUACACUCCAAGGAGACCUUUACCCUCUGUGGUUUACUGUUCUCUUAAGGAAUAAACCCUCCCAUUGUAUUUCCUUUCCCGCACAAGGGUAAGAUUAAAUAAAAUUUUAUACAUUAUUCAAUUAAAAAUAGUGAUCCAACUGGGAUAUAUCAUGGAAUUGGUUAUUUAAUUUACAUUUAAGUCAGCUAAUCCCUUUCCCCACCUUUCAUUCGUAGUAAAGAUGAAGCCAGUCAUGGGAUGGUCAGGCACCUGCUCACUCAGCAAACUUAGUGCUUUGAGAUACUGGACGUUGCAGGGGCAUCUGGGUGGCUCAGUCGGUUAAGUGCCGACUUCAGUUCAGGUCAUGAUCUUGCAGUUCAUGAGUUCAAGCCCUGCAUCGGGCUCUGUGCUGACGACUCUGCUUAGGAAUCCGUGUCUCCCUCUCUCUCUCUCUCUGCCCCUCCCCCACUCGUGCUUGUUUUUCUUCUGUCUCUCUUAAUAAUAAACAUGAAAAUUAAAAAAAAGAUACUGGAUAUGGCAUUCUAGCACAGGAUUUUUUUUGUGACAUACUAUUUUCAUGAUCACCAAGAUAAUGAUAGUUAGCUGAGGGCAAAACAAAAAUCUAAAAAUCCUCUUAUGUGGGUAUUGGAAUCAGUUAUCCCAGUUUACAUUUUGAGUAUCAUCAAGCCAGAACAAAACAUUGAACUCCCCCCCCCCGCCCCCCGCCCCCCGCCCCAAUUCAAACCACAAUGAAGCCGUAAAUAAAAGUACUCCACUGCUGAUUUUGUACAGAGAGUAGGAUCAGCCCCUGGUUUCUAGCAUGUGGUUUUGCUUACGUGAUGAGUAUGAACUGUUGACAGACUGAGAUCUCCGCUUCCAUUACGGCCCAAACGCGGUUAUCCCUCUCCAUCAAUUAACAACCGUGGGAAUUAGCCCUUCUACUUUGUCACUCUUGUUUUUAUUGGAAUAUUGCCCUGCUAGGUAUGUUUACUGCCCUGCUUUUUCUCUAGCAUAUCAGGUUUAAUUAUGGGAUCAAUAACUGUGAUGGGAAUUGGAGUCACUCAAGCAACUAUUUUUGUCCUUUUGGAUUGAAGUUUAAAUACCAAAUUGUUUUGCAUCAAACAGGAACAUCUUUGUACGGAAUCUAAGUAUGAUUGUAUUGGUUUGGAAAAGCAUUUCGGUAUGCUUAUUAAAAUGAGCCUGUGUGAUUAAACAACCUCUACUGCAUAUUUCUAUAAUUUUGAGGAGUGAGCCAGGAGUAGGGUGAAAUGGCAUUUAAGAUUCAGGGCUUUAGCUGGAGAGAAAUGUUUCAAGAAGUUUAACACACGUGCUAAGGAAGGAGUUGGUCUAAAAGGAUAAAUCACUGAAAAGAAUAAUAUUAGCCAUUUACAUCAAAAAUGGUUAUGAAGCUAAAAGAAGGUACAGUUAACAAGAGUUUGGUAACCCAGAAGGUAAAAAGCAGAACUAACCUAUAAUUUUCUAAAGUCAGUACAAUUCUCUGUUUAUAAGAAGCUGGAAAGUAAUGUAUCUUGAUUGUUUUAAGAAUAAUUUAUGUGUUGCAAUUUUAAUUUAUUUAAAACAUGUCUCCUGUGUUUGUCCUAAGAGAAAUGUUUCAACAAAACGUGCUCUGUGUUUAAGAUAUGUUUAGGCCGUAGCUAGCAGUUCUGAAAAUGGAAACUAGAAUGUUUAUUGUGAGGUCUUUUCUAGAAUUUCCAUUUGGUGAGAUACCAUAUAGUUUCAUGUCAGCCUAAAAUUGUAAAUUCUGCGUAGAUUGUCACCCUAUUCAAAGCAGGUGCCAUUAUUUUUUUAAAUAAACACUUGAUGUUAGCUUUGAUGUUAAAUAAAGAGUUAGAUUUCUUA
Neofelis nebulosa (Clouded leopard) is the source of this 6623-nucleotide messenger RNA. It is a transcript of the gene TMCC3, whose product is annotated as transmembrane and coiled-coil domain family 3. Bases 865 to 2205 code for a protein of 446 amino acids. The record is from RefSeq and is a predicted model, not a curated record. The transcript has 4 exons. NCBI's taxonomy places the organism in Eukaryota, Metazoa, Chordata, Mammalia, Carnivora, Felidae. Gene Ontology annotation, cellular component: endomembrane system.